This is a messenger RNA of Ilex paraguariensis (yerba mate), 969 nucleotides long. NCBI's taxonomy places the organism in Eukaryota, Viridiplantae, Streptophyta, Magnoliopsida, Aquifoliales, Aquifoliaceae. The record is from the annotation of a GenBank genome assembly.
AUGGCGGCCAUUCUUGAAACCCAAAACUUACGCAACACCUUGCUCUUUUUCUCCGUCUUCAUGGCAAUUAUAAUUGUUAUACUCAUCAACUGGGCUUUCUCCACUGGUGGACCAGCUUGGAAAAAUGGCAGGAACCAUAUGGGCCGUGCCUCAAUCCCCGGGCCUCGAGGCCUUCCCAUCUUUGGCAGCUUACUCAGCCUAAGCCACGGCUUGGCUCAUCGUACUCUCGCAUCCAUGGCUUUGAGCCAAGCCGCCUCAAUCCCCCUCAUGGCUUUCAGCUUGGGCUCGACACCAGCUGUCGUGGCCUCGGACCCACACACGGCCCAAGAGAUCCUAACCUCUCCUCACUUUGCCGACCGUCCGAUCAAACAGUCGGCUAAGCAGCUCAUGUUCAGUAGAGCCAUUGGGUUCGCGCCCAAUGGGCCAUACUGGCGGCUCUUAAGAAAGAUUGCCGCAUCACACCUGUUUGCACCAAAGCGCAUAAUAGCCCAUGAGCCUGGACGCCAGCUAGAUUGCGCUGCCAUGUUGAUUGCCAUAGCCCAAGAACAAUGUCUCCAUGGCGCUGUAGUUCUAAGAAAGCACCUUCAACUUGCUUCUCUGAACAGCAUAAUGGGACUCGUGUUCGGAAAAAAGUACGAUCCAAUGCACGAGUCUGACGCCAGAGAACUGCAUGAGAUUGUGAGAGAAGGGUUUGAGCUCUUAGGAGCUUUUAACUGGUCUGAUUAUCUUCCAUGGUUGAAGUACUUUAAUGAUCCUUAUCGUAUUCAUGAACGUUGUUCAGCUCUCGUUCCUCGAGUGAAAACCCUGGUUAAACAGAUUAUUGAAGAACACCAAUCUGGUAAACCCUCCAAGAUAUCGAAUGACUCUGAUUUUGUCGACAUUCUGCUGUGUUUGGAGGGUGAAGAGAAGCUCCAAGAGGAUGAUAUGGUGGCUAUUUUAUGGGUAAGUAUGUAUGUUAUUUUAAGUUAA